Molecule: messenger RNA, 2298 nt
Organism: Cladophialophora carrionii CBS 160.54
Lineage: Eukaryota; Fungi; Ascomycota; Eurotiomycetes; Chaetothyriales; Herpotrichiellaceae
Exons: 1
Coding region: 1-2298 (765 amino acids)
Source: RefSeq, a predicted model, not a curated record
AUGUCUUCUUCGCAGCCGGCGAACAAACCCAAGAAGACAAUACAUGAUUUCUUUAAGCCCUACCUCAAAAGCACUGUUCCAGCAAAAAGACCAUCGCCGUCGAUCGAAGAGUCAGAGGAGGCCGGGACCUCACGCAAAGAUGAGGCGCACACAAGGACGCCCAAGGCAAAGGACAGACAAAAGAUUGACAACGGUCGCAUGAAGACACCAGGAUCCUCUGCACGAUCACCAUUCUCGGCGCCUGGUUCUAGAGCCUCGCUUUCCAUCCGAAGUAAAACCUCCCACGCAAAGACUCCUGUAGAUCCACCAUCGAUAUACAAACAAGCCUCGAUAUUCAGCUCACCGAGUCAGAACGACCUGACCCCGAAACAACCGCAAACCAAGUCUUUCUCGUUCGCCGACCUCCCAAGUUCGGCGCAAGCAGUACUCAAGGAUGGCGAAGUCAUAGAAGUGCUUGACUCGGAUGAGGACGAUACAGACUCGCUCGAGUCGCUGGAGGAUUUCUUUAUCGGGAAGAAGACCGGCCACACUGCCUCAUUGUCGUCCACACCUGAUGAUGAUGAUCAGGCUGCGCUCGAGGCAGAACGUGUAAGGACGUUGAGUCUAUUUUUGGGAACUUCUCGCAAGCAGGGGCCGUUGGUGGGCAAAGACAAGAUACGGGAAUUGCGCGCGAAAGAGAGGGCCUUCACGUUCAACAUGGCCAGCCUUUUGGACGACCAUUUCGAGGACGAGGAGGUGGAGAAUAAUGUGCGGAAAGCCAGAGCAGAGGUAGACGCGGCGAUCAAGGUAGAAGAAGCAGCUAACGCUCCGGAUGUGGACAAGAAACUUUUGGCUGCUGUUGCAACGACAGAAGAUGGCGAGCACGGGGUUGCGAGACUUAUGGAUGCCGUUGACCGCACCGAAGCCCUGACCUCGCAGCAAGUCUUCCUGUUCUUCGGGGUGGACGGGUUUAACGACUGGCACGAUGAAGAGCCUUCUGAACUCCCCUUCCCCGAAGAUGCGAUUCCCGACGAUCUAUGGAGGAAAGAAGAUAAUGAGGCCAGGUCAAGGGCAUAUCUGUCCGGCUACAUGGCCGACUUGGCGACGCGCCGCGGCGUUAAGGACCAAGUCCUAAACUGGACCUUUGAGAACGUCUUACUCGAGCGGUCAGAUGAAGUCAGACAAGCAUACAUCGAUUGUCUACGGAGUGCAAGCUCGACGUGGACGAGAAACCACGUCUCGGCCCAGGACAUCCAGAAUAUCUUUCGAACAAUGGGCGCCGAUAACAGCAGCCUUCAGGACUCUGUCGAGAUCAAGCCUAGGCAUCGACUGCUCAGAGCACCGGCCAGGCAGAAUCCGAAAUAUCUGCUCGCAGUGUUGGACCUCUUCCGAGCGAUCUGCCGAGACAUGGAUUUCCUGGCUCUAAGCAAAUUGACUUCUGUGCUCUGUCGGCUCGCCAUUGACGCAGAAAUUAUGAGCGACGGCGUUAUCAGCGCAAAAGUCGAGGAUUUGCUGGGGUUUCUUCUCUCUCUCCCCGAUGUCGAAAUGCGUGCCCAUGUCGCUGAGCGUCUGCUAGCCGACGUGGGUAAAUAUCUCAAAGAUCCAACCCUUCAGGCUCACCUCCUAUGUCACAUCCCGCCGACAUCGCCACUAGCAUGCAAAGUACGCGUCCUCCUCAGCCAAGUCUUCCUUCUCGGCCUGUCCGUCCUCAAAAAGUCGACCUUGGUCUCCCUCAGCGUCUCCCUCGACAUUCUGACCAAUCACAUCUCCACAUCGCCUGACUUCGACACGAAACGAAGAAAAGGGGGCAGCACAAUUGAUUAUAUCGCUCUGCGUGCUCGCACUCACCUCUUGGACGUCGCCAUCUGUGACGGCGGCCGCCCAGAUUCCUUCACCAGCCGUGCUGAUGAACACGCUUUCAACAAAUCCGUCGAUCGCCUCGCCGACGCCGUCAAAACGAUCGAAGUUGCCAUUAACGAUCCCGGGGCCUCACACAUGACGAGGACAGAAGCCAAGGACGAUCUGAGAGCCUUGCAAACUCGAUUACUCUUCGGUGUGAGGACGGAGGUGCGGCCGAAACGCCAUAUCUUCGACGGCACGAAAAUGAGGGAGGCGGCCGAGGUUAGGAGUGAGGAGCAGGGAAAGGAUUUCAUGAAGCGAUUUUUUGGACGGGUCAAGGAGAGGCAGGCAGUGAAGGGACGAGAUGAUGAAGACGGCACGCUUGCUGCUCACGACGAGAAGUUGGCGAGUUCCACGUCAUCCAGUGGGACAUCGGAGACGGAGAAGCAGAUCCGCAGGCAGUUGAAUCUCGACGACUAA